AUGACACUUUCGUUGGUAUCCAAGUUUAUCGAAGAGAAUGUGAAAGAAGCGGAGCGACAAUAUAGAAAAGUAGUCGAGUAUUGCAAGUUGUAAUUCUACUUUUUUUGCGCGUCUACAAUAUCGAUUUCCAGAAACACAAACACAACGUUCAUCGACAAAGAUUUUCCGCACACUCGACGAUCCUACUACUCGGCUCGGCAGGAAUUUUUGUGGUUUUUGGAGAAUUUGGUUCGAACUUUAAAACAUAAACUUUAAAACAAACGCUCUCAAAUGCAGAGCAUAUCACUCUACCUGUCCGAAAAGGUCACAUGGACGCGGCCGGUUCUCAAUCCAAUGAUAUCGAGAGAUUUCCAUUUCAAGCCGUGGUCCGUCAUGGACGCGCCGACGCCCUCGGAAAUCGUGCAGAGAGUGCUGCCCGACUGUGGACUCAUCGCCGCGUUGAUGUCGAUCGCAAUGCAUCCGGAAAUUGUGGGCGCACUGAUGCCUCGCAAAGAGCUGUCCGAGUACGGGGUGUACCAAGUGAGAUUGUGUGUGGACGGCGAGUGGAAGCGCAUUCUCGUCGACGACUGGUUCCCCAGGUUCGUUGUUGGACUGAAAGGCGUUUUUUCCAAUAGGAAUCAGGUUGGUUUUUUGGGUGAUCACCGAUCAGCAUGCGACUUUGCUUUGGUUUGAGUUCAGCUCUGGCCGUGUCUCGUCGAAAAAGCGGCUGCGAAACUCUGCGGAACGUACCACGCGUUGUACGGCUUUGAUGGAGGCGUCGCGUUCCAAUGGAUCACCGGCGCGCCCACAACCAGCUACAAUUGGUACGUGCGUCCGGAAAUCGUGGCAAACCUCUGGGACAUACUGCAUUCGUCGAGUCUUCACGCUUUUCCAAUGACGUGUGGCUCGCAACAUGUCGUCUUGGACGAGGAGUCGAGCGGAAUCUGUCCCGGACACAUGUACUCUCUGCUCGACGCGCUAGAAGUGGACGGAUUGCGGCUCGUCCGUAUCCGCAACACGUUUGGCAAGUUGAUUUGGAAGGGAAAAUGGUCGCCGACGUGGGACGGAUGGACGGGACGGGAGGAUUUGCAGCAAGAGCUGAUGAUGAGAACGGCGUGGAUCGACGACAGCUUCUGGAUGGAGUACGAUGACUUUGUGAAGUAUUUUGAUCAAGCGAACGUGUGCCGCGCCCGUCCCGAAUGGUUCGUCACCCGAAUGAGCCUCGUCGUGGAUGGCAAUGAAGAGCAGAAGCCGGUGAAAAAUGUGCUCAAAGUCACAGUCGCGACUUCUUGUGACGUGGCAAUUACCGCCUACCGUCGUGGAGUGAGAACAACGGGAAGAUUCCCGUUCAUCACGUGGGUCCUCAUACACUCUGUGAAAAGUGAUGGCGAAGGACCGGGCGAGCUCGUCAGCCGGUCCGUUCUCAGCAGAAACUGCACCGAGGACAUUCGUCUCACCGCCGGCGCCUACUUUAUUCUGCUCACCGCUCUGGGCACGAAACGAACACACCGAAACGUGGCGCUUCAUAGCUCGGCGCCGUGCAAAGUGGAAAUGGUUUCGAUGAGUCGCGGGCAGUUGGCGGACUCUUUCCAGAAGCUCGUUUUGCAGUACGGUCACGAGAUGCGACUUUCGGUGCGUUUUAUGCCAAAUCAACUAGCUUUACAAGUCUAACGGAAUGAUUUCAGCGCCAAGACGUGAGCAUCAAGACGUACCUAUCGGAUGAUGGCAGUUAUAUGGUGAUCAUGGCCGAGAACUACACCCGCGACAAGUUCUUCCAUGUCCAGUAA
Molecule: messenger RNA, 1766 nt
Organism: Caenorhabditis sp. 36 PRJEB53466
Lineage: Eukaryota; Metazoa; Nematoda; Chromadorea; Rhabditida; Rhabditidae
Source: the annotation of a GenBank genome assembly